AUGGCGACCAUGGACGAUGGCAGCAGGACGAGGGACAUAUUGCCCUCGAUCAGUCAUUUCGAUCUGGAUAGGAUCAAUUCCGAAAAGAACGAUCACUCCAGGUUUUCCAUGAUGAACGGUCUGAGCAUUUCUACUGCGCCCUUGGCCAGUCCGACCACGACAAUGUAUUCCGGACCACCUCCACCAUAUUCGUGUGCGUCUUCGACAGCAGGUUCUGCUUCUGGAUUGUCCGGCUACAUCUCUCCACCCGAGUCCACCACGAGACGCUCCACCCGGGAUGAUAAGGAUUCCCCCGGUCUUCGCAAGUCUCUACCAUCCAUUCAUGAGGCCCUGGCGGACAAUUCGAUAUCGUUUCCCGCCCCGUUAUCCUCUUCGUCACAACACCAAUCUCUUGCCACUCCUUCGACAGCGGUGGGCCAAUCCUUCACAGAAGGCCCGAGACGCCCGGUCAAUCCGUUUUCGCAGCCAUCGUCCGGGCCUCCCGUUCUACGAGAUGUGUUUGCCGGUACUCAUAAGAGUGCCUCUGGACCGGUGGACACACAGACGACGAGGUCAUCUAUGUCUGCUGGGACCGCCCCUGAUCCACGUCAGCCAGCGUCGCAGCAUUUUAGUUAUCCCACUUCGCCCCGAUCCCAUCCACCAUCAUCUUUCCGGUCUUCUUCGCUCACGAAUACUUCAUUUAACAACCACAACGAACAUCCCCCCGCGAGGUCUCCCCAAGCCUAUGAACAGCCGCGACCGCCGUUUCCAUUUCCGCAAAUCGCGAAUCCCGCACCUUCCAACUACCCUCCGGCGCAUGAACCAUUUCAGUUCUCCGCAGGACAGAAACCGGAAGACACGCGAGGGCCUCAUCCGAGACCAGAUAGUGACAUUCACUAUAGUGACACGGUAAAGAGGCAUUUAGACGUUUUCGAUACCGAGAUGGGCUUGAACGAAAUCAGUGAAGCCUCGGCCCGUACGCUCGAUUUUGCCCGUAUUUGGGCCCAGCGAUAUCAUCAGGGCAGUCGUUCUGGCUAUUUCCACGAGUCCCUCCCUGGGAUUCAUGAAGUCGACGAUAUCCUCCGACAAUCCCACCGCAUCUUUGAAAAUCUGACUCACUUGCGAGAAGUUGUAGUCGCUCAACAGACGGCGAUUUCUGAGCACCGUGCUCGACUGGCACGAACGACUCAGAUGGAGGACGACUAUCACGGAAUCUCAGAUGAGUACAGAGGGGUUGGAUAUGGACCAGGGGAUGGAAAAAAGCCGCGACGCGGAAAGGCCGCACCUCCAGGCCGAUGCCAUAGUUGCAAUCGUGCCGAAACGCCUGAAUGGCGCAGAGGUCCCGAUGGCGCACGUACAUUGUGCAAUGCAUGUGGACUACACUAUGCGAAACUGACACGGAAAAUGGGCGUCAACAAAGCAGCAGCUUUGACGGGCUCAAACCUUCGACCAAAACAUCUGGACCCAACGCGGCCAUGA
Rhinocladiella mackenziei CBS 650.93 is the source of this 1458-nucleotide messenger RNA. RefSeq lists its product as uncharacterized. The transcript has 4 exons. The record is from RefSeq and is a predicted model, not a curated record. Gene Ontology annotation, molecular function: sequence-specific DNA binding; zinc ion binding. Lineage: Eukaryota; Fungi; Ascomycota; Eurotiomycetes; Chaetothyriales; Herpotrichiellaceae. Bases 1 to 1458 code for a protein of 485 amino acids. Gene Ontology annotation, biological process: regulation of DNA-templated transcription.